AUGAGCUCUCACGCCUGUUUCGUAAUUUUAUUGCGUAUCUGUUGCAUAUUAGUAGCAACUGUGGCGACUACAACAACGACGGUAGCUACAACACCUAGCACAGCAACAGACAGGACAACCACAACUCCUGUGACAACAGAAGCUGCAACCACGACUCCUCUACAGACAACAACAUACGAGCCAUCCACGAAAACUACAACUACACAGGAGCCUUCAACCACCUACAUUGAAACAACAACAUCUGCUAAAACAUCUGCAAGUGUAACAACAGACGUUGAAACUACAACUCCUAUGACAACAGAAGUUACAACCACGACACCUCUACAGACAACAACAUACGAGCCAUCUACGGAAGCUACAACGGCAUCAUUUGAACCCUCAACAACCUACAUGACAACGACAAAGCCUGCUACAGCAUCUCCAAGUGUAACAACAGACAUUGUAACUACAGAUACUGUAACAACGGCAGCUACAACACUUUUACAGACAACAACAUUUGAGUUAUCCACGGAAGGUACAACAACUACAUUGGAGCCUUCAACUACCUACUUGGAAACGUCAACAGCAAUUACAACACAGGAGACAACGCAAGAGGCCACCACAGCAGCUGCUACAACGUUGGAGUAUACAACAACACGGCCUACAACUUCAACAACUAUCACUACUAGUACGCAACAAGUGUUUAUGACAACGGAACCUAUAACAGCCCCUGUUGUAACAACUGACGUAACAACACUUGAACGUACAACAGAAUCUGAAACAACUUCGGCUGUACCAACAACGAUCGCUACAACUCAACAACCGUCUUCUCCAGAACCAACUUCAACAUUAGAAGAAACGACAGAAGACUUGUCCACACAUUCUCCAACUACAGUCGAUACCACUACAGAGAUCACUACAGACGAGGCUACAACUCAUGUUACAACAACCGCCUCGCCAAUAGUUAUCUCAUCAGUAUCUACAACAACAAUUUCGCAGUCAACAGUCGCGAAAGAGACUACAACCGCAUCGCAUUCACCGUCUACAGCAAGCACAGACGUCGACGUCCCCACUACACAACCACCAGAUACAACGUCAUUGUCUACAACAAAGCAGCCCCAAAUUCACACAACCAAGCAAAGUACAAACAAACCUGAAGCGUCCACAGCAACCCGAUCUACCCCAAGGCCUGGACCAACAAAGCCGUCAACGGGAAAGCCGACCACGGGAAAGGCGCCCCCGUGCGGAAAAGACUGUACGACAGUGCCUGAUUACAAAGUGACGGGGAAAUCGGAGGCACAGGGGGGUCUGUCUAUAGGGAUCAUCGUUGGGGCAGGAGCUGGCGGAGCGGUAGUGGUUAUACUGGUCGUUGUGAUCAUCAUCGUCGCUGUCAAGUGUAGAAGAAGCAACACUAACAGACAGAAGGAUUCAGAAUGGGAAGUCGCCAACCCGAUGUACGAUGUAUCUAUGGGGCCGACGAAAAAUGGAAACAACAACAACAAGAAAGGAGGAAAGACGGACGACGAUUUCUACACCUUCAAUAUGGACACAAGCAACGUAUAGACGAUGGAUCAGUCCAUCUCUUCAACUUUCUCAAGUUCACGUCAAGAAAAAUCGCAAAUUCUAUCAGCACAGACACAAUCUUUUCAUUUAUGAUAAUUCUAGCAUCACAAUGCAGUUAGAUAGUCCAUUACAAAUAUUAUAUUUCCAUGUUUUGCUUAAUUCGACUAUAAACUAUUAACAAGUAAGACUAAACAUCUUGUUUGGCAAUGUGUUUUAUGCUUGUACAUAACAUGUUUUAUACUGCAAUACAGCUAGUUGUCUUGUUACGCACUUAGCUUUGUACAAUAUUGCAAAGACCUCUAUGGACGGCCUAGUCACUUCUCUUUAUAUGUCCCUAUACAUGGCAUCGUCUUAACACAUUUUUACGUAUACAUUAUAUCCAGCUAGUUAACUACAAUAUCAAGCUUGUAUGGGAAUUUGUAAAUAUCACUGUUUCAAUGCAUGUGUGCAUUCACCUUUUAUUAAAAUGUU
Molecule: messenger RNA, 2013 nt
Organism: Branchiostoma floridae (Florida lancelet)
Lineage: Eukaryota; Metazoa; Chordata; Leptocardii; Amphioxiformes; Branchiostomatidae
Product: cell wall protein DAN4-like
Exons: 4
Coding region: 1-1542 (513 amino acids)
Source: RefSeq, a predicted model, not a curated record